Molecule: messenger RNA, 2673 nt
Organism: Pochonia chlamydosporia 170
Lineage: Eukaryota; Fungi; Ascomycota; Sordariomycetes; Hypocreales; Clavicipitaceae
Product: HET domain-containing protein
Exons: 4
Coding region: 1-2673 (890 amino acids)
Source: RefSeq, a predicted model, not a curated record
AUGAACAUCUUUGUCGAGCCCGAUGAUCCCAUCCAAUCCACGCCAGACCAAGCACCGUACCUAUGCCUCGAACAAUGGGACGGCGGACUCUUCCGCACAUAUAGCCACAGGAAAAACAGAACGAGCAUCAUACCAGUAAUGCUACGCCAAGUUCCAGAUCUUCCGCCCCCAGAACAGCCGUACCUGGAGAACUUGUAUCCCACGCCUAAAGAGGAGCUGCAGCCGUUUGUACAGACAUGGCUAUACUUUGGGAUGCUCUCCGAAAUGCUGGGGCUCAACGAAAUAGCACCCGGUGUAAGACUUAUAGACGAAGAUACAGCCAAGGAGGAAAUUGCGAAACUACACGACCAAUUCUGUCACGAGGAGAAUGGCAAGAAUGUCCUCAUUGCUACGAAUGUGCUCACAUGGGGGCCGCUCUUUGAGGCGAGACUCGCACUCGCGCCAGAUAAAUAUGAACGACUCUUAUAUAUUCUCCAAUGCCUACAAUACGCCAUGAUAAUGGUGCACUCGAUACAGGAGAAUAUGGACCACACGGUUCGGUAUUCCAUCGCCGCGCUGGGGGAACUCUUCUCCACGGGUAUAUAUAGCGCCGCCGGGCUGGCACAACCAAAGAUUGAGUUGCCAAUUCUAGGACUCUCCUGGUACAGAGACUUUGUUCGGCCGGGGGGCGUGGUUGAAGAGAGGAUGUUGAAUAAUGGGUGGUGUCCGAGUGAAGUUGAGAAGAUAAGGUCUCAGUUGCAGGGGCUGUUUACGAUGCAUUAUACGAGUCAGUUGAGGAAGCCGACGCCGUGGUUGGAUCAUUCGAAUUGUACGAGGAGUAUUUGUAGAGCGUUUCAUAUUGAUAUUAGUACAUAUAGGCCUGCGCAUGUGGAAGAUGGUUGUGGGUGUGAGUUGAUUGAAGCUGAUCCUACAAUGGUGUCUGGGAUAUUGAGGAGUACGGAUACGUUUCCGAUUGUGCGUGUGGAAGGAGAAUUAGAUGAUUUACGGAUCCUAGUGGAGAGAUUUGAGCCUGGGAUUUCGUACGUGGCAUUAUCGCAUGUAUGGGCGAAUGGACUUGGAAAUCCCACGAGCAAUUCACUCCCCAAGUGUCAAAUCGCGCGGAUUGUCAAGCUCGUGGAAGAUCUACCCAGGGCUCCAGAGAGUACGGAACCUCCACGUCUUUGGCUUGACACGCUCUGCUGUCCUGUGGAAGCUGAAAGUAAGGUGAUUAGUCUGGCGAGGAUUGCGGAUGUGUACAGGAAGGCACAUCAUGUGUUGGUCCUGGAUACAAGCCUGACUGCGUAUAAAUUCGAGGGCACUCAUCCUGCGGAGCUUUUAGUCCGGGCGUUUGAAUGCUCGCCGUGGAUGAGGCGGCUGUGGACGCUGCAAGAGGGCGCACUUGCAAGGACUCUUCAGAUCCAAUAUGCUGACAAGGCUGGAAAUAACAUGGCCAUGUUGACCGAACUAUGGAAGAUUGCCAGAGAAGAUGCCCGGUAUAUGCGUAUAUGGCAAGACGUGACCAACGAGUUCAACCAACUCCUUGGCUUCAGUCCCAAGACCGGUCCCGAAAACGUCCUCAAAUGGCAUGCACCCCAAAUCACGACCCUCCAACGAAGUUUACACUUCCGCACCGUCUCUGUCCCCGCAGACGAAGCCCUGUGUAUCUCAACCCUCAUGAAACUGGAUACGACGUACAUCGCCGAGGGCAUAGACUGCAAUCACAGAAUGCAACGAAUGUGGGAGAAACUCUCCGACGCAAGCGGCGGUGUACCUGCGAGAAUAAUAUUCUACGUCGAAGAACCACUGGAUAUCGUUGGAUGGCGGUGGGCGCCAAAAUCCCUGCUAUCAUCUUCAGUAGACGAUCCUGUCCUCACUAUAGACGAGCGUGUCAUGCGUUUCUAUACCGAAGAGCAAUCCGCCGAUCCGACGGACGCUGUUCUCGGGAUCCCAACCUCGAUUGGCCUGAAGGUACGAAUGCCAGGCUACAGAAUCGUACCAACGCCUCUAUUGCCACACCUCCCGCUCCAUGCGUGGCCGGAGGUCAUCAACCCCACGGAAGACCAAGUCGUAGUGCAGGAUGAAGAAACAGGACAAUGGUUCCGCAUACUAGACUGGUACCGCAGCAAGAAACUCCCCACGUGGACGCGCAAAGAGCGCCUCGCAUACGACAAGGAGCAGAAUAAUCCCCUCUGCAGGGCUAUCGACACUGGGAACUGCGCACUUAUACUAGAUCACAAAGUUACGCAGGAAGACGGCACAUCGGUAGGUUGUCUCGUGCACGUAGAGGAGUUGAGUGAGCAGGAGAUAGAUGGACACACGGAAGUGCCGCUCAAAGCGCGCCGCGAAAGAGCAGUGAUAUUGUCGGCGAUCGGUGAGACAGAAGGCAGGAUGAUGAGUAAAGUGAGGGAUUUGGCGGUCACGGUGGCGAGGGAUCCUGUUACGGAUGAGUUUUUGGCGGUGCAGAAGAGUUAUAAGCCGGGUGAGGAGGAGUGGGAUGCGGCGGAGGGGAGGGUGCGGGAGAGGAUGAAGAAAGUUAUGGAGGAGGCUUGGUAUGGGGAUGAGGAGUUUCAGAGGACGAUUCGGGAGACUGUUGGGGAGGAUUUGGAUGAUUAUAUUUGGGUGUUUGUGCCGAAGGUGUUUCCACAUGGGGUUGGGUUGAGGGAUUUGGGGGGGCAGUUGUGGUUUGUGGAUUGA